AUGGCAACACCAAACCCCUUCCUUCUUGCUGCAGACAACAACCCUUCUCUGCUGCCCCUCCUUCGCGAGAACCCAGCUCUGGCGUCAUCGCAGGAUGAACAUGGCUAUUCUCUGGUCCAUGCUGCUGCCAGCUACAACCACCUUGACCUUCUACGCAAGCUUGUUGGAGAGUUCAAAGUUGACGUAGACUUGAGGGACGAGGAUGACGAGACUGCAUUAUUUGUUGUCGAGACUCAAGAUGCGGCCCAAGUCCUUGUUGAAGAGCUCGGCGCAAACAUCAACCACCGAGGUUCCGAAGGAUUGACAGCCAAGGAGAAAAUCGAGGCUGAAGGCGAUUUCCCUGCCGUCGCGGAGUACCUAUCGACAAUCGAAGCCAAGGAAGCCGACGAUCCUGCCACGACUGCCGCCGCUGUGAUGCCCGAAGCCAUCCCUCCACCUCCAGAGGGCAUGAAGGUUACAGUAGGAACUAUGGAUGAGACCGCAGACAUCCCGGAAGAGAUUGACCCAGAGUUUCGAAGAAGAAUUGAAGAACUAGCUCAGCGUGACGAUUUCAAUACCCCUCAAGGCCAAACCGAACUUCGCAAAUUGGUCGAAGAUGCGAUUCUUGGAGAGGGCGGGGUCGGCGACGAACGAAACGUGCGAUCAAAGCAGGACUAG
This is a messenger RNA of Fusarium sp. VM40, 657 nucleotides long. NCBI's taxonomy places the organism in Eukaryota, Fungi, Ascomycota, Sordariomycetes, Hypocreales, Nectriaceae. The record is from the annotation of a GenBank genome assembly.